AUGACUCUACCACAUGAUUCUGACAAGACUGAUGUCCCAAUCAUCCCGGGUACACAUCCGACAUUCAUACUCCAAGAUAGCAGCGUCUGUUCCGAAACGACCUCGUCCAAAACCACUGAUAGUGCCUCUGAUCCCUACGCGCGAGCGGUGCGGCAACACCAUUUAACGCUCGCCAAUGAGGCCGCCGGUCCUGCUGGUAAUCGCAUGAUCGAGCAGUAUUCGACGGAAAUCGAACAGUAUGGUUUGACCCCUGUUCCGCGCCUUAAUCAGCAGUCCAUUGUUGGGGACCUCAACGUACGAUCGCCGAGCGAGUCCAGCGCGAGACCGAAUGUGAAUAAGGCAAAUACUACUGUAGCACAACAGUCGCUCUACGCCACGUCGACGCAAGUGAAGAGGUUAUCAGACGGCGAUCCUGCCGGCCGAGAUACCGGCCGAUGCGUGCCUAAAAAGCCGCGCACUACGCCGCCCAAUAGAAUCGACCUCGGCCACUUCAGCAAGCCAGCAAUCCCCACGAGACUUGCAAGCGGACUCACGUCCCCGUUGUUCUUCUCGCAUAAGCAUCGGCCACUUAUUGCCAGACCCCCAAGUUUUCCUGGUUCAGAGGGAGCAGCUAUGUUGAGGAAUGUGCGCGAAGGUGCGGAGGUCACGACUUUGAAACUCGCCAGGGGCACGGUGAGCUCUCCGAGUCCAGCAAGGUCUUUCGGUACACCGGGUAGUUGGUCUUCCAUUGAAGGGAAUAUUAUGCGAAGUCCCGAGUCUACCGCUUCGACCCCGGGUUUCCAAGCAUUGCAAAACAUCGGCAUCCUCGAAUUGCUAGAGCGCGAUGAUAGGCCGACUUUUAUCGUUGAUGGCUUAACCGCAACCGACACAGGGCCUCUCACAAUUCUCUAUAUAAAUCCAGCUCUUCAGGUUUCUGAUCCUAUCCGUCACCUACUUUCCGGGGAAUUUCGGGACAACAUAGAAGCGCGGGAUGAGUUUUCCGCAUUCAAGUCGUGGGUGAAGACGGGCGGUAGCAACGUAGAUGGGCUCGAUGUCUUCCUACCCUCCUUUCACUAUGGCGGGCUCAAUUGGACUUGCUCAACAAUUAGAGGUCGAUACCGGUUUGUUAGUGCAAAUAGGAGUGUCGUUUCAAUCGCGCGGACUUCUCCUGAGCCUACGCUAGAACGGGAAGCCAGUAUCGACUCGCGAGCUCGUGACCCGACGCCGAGUGCUCAGCCCAAGACGCCAAGCGAUAUCGUGUUGCCUGAUCGCGACUACUUUAGCGCUAUUGAUUCUAAUGAGAACGACGAAGACCGCAUGCAACAAGAUGGGGGCAGCAAUAUUGGAGAUGAUAUGCUAUUACACCGAGAUAUCGGCGGUCUCUCGCCAGAGACCAUGACUAUACCACCAUCUGUGUCGCAGUCUUCCUUCGAUUGGACCCAAAUACCCCUGACAUCAGAUCUGCCGGAGCAUAUACUGUUCGCCCGGACAAGAGAUUGGGCAUCUACACCUCUGGGGCCCAUUGAACAUUGGUCUCCUGGAUUACGUGCUAUGGCGAAUAUGGUCAUGGGUAGUCCUAAUCCUGCAUCAUUAUAUUGGGGCGAAGAAUUGACUACCAUAUACAACGAAGCGUAUGUUGCUUUAGCAGGCUCGAAGCAUCCGAAGCUCAUGGGCCAGAGUUACAAAGAAGCUUGGGGUGAAAUCUGGCCCGAGCUAGCCCCUAUUUUAGAGAGUGCCUGGGAAUCUGGACAAGCCACGCUGAAAAACGAUGAUCGUCUUAUAAUACGACGCCAUGGCUUUGAUGAAGAGACAUUCUUUUCGUGGUCUAUCGUGCCGCUAGUCGGAAGUGACGGCUCCGUUGUCGGCCUAUUCAAUCCAGCCUUUGAAAAUACUCGACGGAAGAUUGCCGAGAGGAGGAUGUUGACCCUACGUGAAGUGGGAGAAAAGACUGCCUUGGCACGUGAUGUCAAGAGUUUUUGGAAUAUGGUCAAUGAGGGCCUUGAAUACAAUGAAGAUGAUGUGCCAUUCAACCUCGUUUAUUCAGUCACAGAAGAAUCCGAGAGCGAUGUGUCAUCCAUGCACUCGGGAAGCUGGGUAAAUCCACCUUUGCUGAUGCUGGAGGCUUCUCUUGGGGUUCCCCAAGGUCAUCCCUUGCUGAUAGAAUCCCUGGAUCUUAAGACGAGUAGCGAUGGCUUCGCCCCGUACAUGCGUGAAUCAAUGUCAAAUACAGGGCAGCCUAUCGCUCUUUCUCUCGAGGAUGGGACGCUUCCAGAUGGUCUGAUGGACGGGCUGGCCUGGCGAGGCCCGGGCGAUCCUUGCAACUCCAUUGUCAUAUUCCCAGUUCACCCUACCACGGGUAGUGAGAGUGUGGUUGGCUUCAUCGUGAUGGGCGUGAACCCGAGGCGGCCGUACGAUGAGGACUACAAACUUUUCAUCAAUCUGCUAUCUCGUCAGCUGGCGACCUCACUGGCGUCUGUUGUGCUAUUUGAGGAGGAGAUACGUCGUGGUCAAAAGGCAGCACAGAUAGCUGCUGCAGAUCGCCAGGAGUUAACGAAGCAACUACACUUACGAACACAAGAAGUUGAAGAAAGCGAGCUACGAUUCACGAGGAUGGCGGAAUUUGCGCCAGUAGGGAUGUUCAUCGCCAAUUAUUUAGGGCACAUUACGUACUGCAAUGAUAUGUGGUGGGAUAUAUCAAGACACAACAGAUCACAGAGCGUUAAUGACUGGAUGGAUAGUGUCAAGGAUGAUGACCGGCCUGCUCUACAGACAGUAUGGCACUACUUACUCACCGAUAAAGUUGCGAUCACGCACGAAUUCAGGUUCAAAUGCUCUCGGCAUGAAGGGGAAAACGUGAUAGAUACAUGGGUGUUAAUGAGCGCGUACCCGGAGAAGGACGCUAAUGGCGGUAUCAAGGGGAUUUUCGGCUGUAUUACGAACAUAUCACAGCAGAAGUUGGCCGAGCAGAUUCAAAUGCAACGGCGAGAGGAGGCGGUCGAACUCAAGCGACAGCAAGAGAAUUUCAUUGAUACGACCAGCCACGAGAUGAGGAAUCCACUUAGCGCAGUUCUUCAAUGUGCAGACGAAAUUGCGGAAUCUCUAGCGACCAUAAUCAAGGAAACCGGUGAGGAUAACGCGCAAAGUCGGAGCCUGAAUCUUGCGCUUGAGGGUUGCAUAGAAGCGGCCAACACCAUAACGCUUUGCGCUAGCCAUCAAAAGAGGAUAGUAGAUGAUGUCCUCACGCUCUCCAAGUUGGAUUCACAGUUACUUCUCGUGACUCCCGUCGACGUGCAGCCAUUAGCUGUCGUACAACGAGUUCUGAAGAUGUUUGAAAGCGAAUUAAACACGAAUGGUAUUGAAAUGACAUUCCAAGUCAAGAAUCGUUAUCUUGAUAUGGGAAUCGAUUGGGUCAAACUUGAUCCUUCACGGCUCUUGCAAGUUCUGAUCAACCUAAUGACUAACGCUAUCAAGUUCACUCAGUCACGUCCUGAGCGAUCCAUCGUCAUAACUUUAGAUGCUUCUAGCCAUAUAUCUGAACGGACCGACCCUGAUAUCGAAUAUUUCCCAAGCGAUCGUGCUGACAGACACGACCUCUCGAACCAACCGGAUUGGGGCAAUGGAGAGAAGGUCAAUCUCCAUUUUUCUGUUCAAGAUACUGGAAGAGGUCUAGAUGAACACGAGAAGAAACUUCUAUUUCAGCGCUUUUCGCAAGCCACUCCCAGAACCCAUGUUCAAUACGGCGGCUCUGGCUUGGGACUAUUUAUCUCUAGGACGUUAACUGAAUUGCAAGGUGGUCAAAUUGGGGUGACUUCCCGGAAGGGGAUAGGCAGCACAUUCUCGUUCUAUAUUCAAAGCAGGAAGAGUCACGACCCUGAUACCAACUCGUUGCCCGCUGCUCCUCCUCUUACUCGUGCACCAGGGUCCUCAACAACGAUCGAGACGCGCCAACCGAAAGCUAUGCUCAGCGAGAUGGGUUCCCAUUAUGGCAAAAAUGCGGCGUCAAAGCCGCGCUUUUCCGAAGAUGGUCGGCGUUUGUUCGACGUUCUCAUUGUCGAGGAUAACCUGGUGAAUCAGAAAGUACUACAGCGAUCUCUUCGCAACGUUGGGAACAGCACCAAAGUAGCUAAUCAUGGAGGAGAGGCAUUGGAAGUGAUACAACAAUCCCGAUACUGGACUGGAAAGGAAGACACGGGAGAUGAGAUCUCCAUCAUUUUAAUGGACCUCGAAAUGCCUGUAAUGGAUGGCAUGACUUGUGCUCGCAAGAUUCGGGAACUGGAGAGAAACGGAACGAUCGUCAGCCACAUUCCAAUCAUUGCCGUCACAGCGUACGCUCGGCCAGAGCAGAUUGAAAACGCUAAGGCCGCAGGAGUCGACGAUGUUAUCUCGAAGCCGUUUCGUAUGCCCGACCUCAUACCCAGAAUAGAGCAGUUGGUCGAGUUGAACACACCAUACGCCGAGGUUAUGGCAGCAUAA
Messenger RNA from Hypoxylon fragiforme, 4452 nucleotides. RefSeq lists its product as uncharacterized. Gene Ontology annotation, molecular function: phosphorelay sensor kinase activity. Gene Ontology annotation, biological process: phosphorelay signal transduction system; phosphorylation. The transcript has 2 exons. Lineage: Eukaryota; Fungi; Ascomycota; Sordariomycetes; Xylariales; Hypoxylaceae. The record is from RefSeq and is a predicted model, not a curated record. The coding region runs from base 1 to 4452 and encodes 1483 amino acids.